UGCAAUGGCGGAGACAAUGAAGCUGACUGGAAACGACGCUCCUCCUAACGACGCCAGCAGACUGUCCAGCUAUAGGGACUGCGUGUGUGCGGUCCUGAAGCUGUUGUCAAGCUUCGGGAAAGAGCUCAAACUAAGUGAUGCUGCUCUGAGAAUAGAAGUCAGCAUCGAUGCUGUGGAUCUACCGUCGUCUCCAGACACUCGCGUGUACGCCUGUCUGCAGCAGCACGUCACUCAAUUACAGGCCGUAUCAGAGAGCUUAAAGACGCUGGUGGAGGCUCACCGCGAUGCACCGUCUACAAAAGACGACGCAUCAGUCGACGCCGCCGCCUCGCUGCCCCUCAGAGAGCAGACGACGACGCUGUCUGAGUACUAUCCUUCCGGCCCGGAGGACGCAGAAAGAAAGACGACGGCGGCUGCCGAUGAUGUCAUGAUUCAGAUCAGAGCCAGGAAGUCAGAGAUUGAGCGAAGAAUAUCUGCAUUUAUGGAACGCAAGCAAAUGGAGAUCAAUGAAAACAAUAUACGUGAAUUUUGCAACGUGAUCGACUGCAAUCAGGUUGAAAACAGCUGUGCCAGAACAGAAGCCGUGUUCACUCCGUAUCCAGGUUAUAAGAGCCAUGUGAAAGUUACGCGGGUUGUGAACACGUACGGGCCCCAGACGCGCAGUGGGGGAGGGGGGGCCGGACCAGGAGAGGCCGGGGAGCAGCAGAGGGGCCCGAUGGCGAGAGACUGUGGAAAUGCAGCGAUAGAAGAACGACUCCACAACAUCGAGAAUCACCUGAAGCUCCCCACAGCCGGCCCGGUUCCACUGAGCGUCUACCAGAGACUGAAGAAGCUGGAGGAUCGAAUCCUGGAGUUGGAGGGACUCUCGCCGGAGUACUUCCAGUCCACGGCUCACCUCCACAAACGACCGAAGACGUCUCCGGCUCAGGCCUACAGCCUGACGGAGCUGGAUGAGAAGAUCAUCGCGGUGAAAGCAGCUCUACUGAAGAGGGUGAAUGAAUUUGAGUGUCCAUUGUAAAAAAAAUCACCACCACCACAACAACAACACAGUUUAUUUACGCAUCGUUGUUUUUUCUUCUUCAUUCGUUCUUUUCACAAACAUUUCAGAUAAGCUUCGUUUUUUUUAAAUGGAGGAAACAACUGUUUUCCUCUCGUUGUGUAAUUAACUGAGAUAUCAUUGUUACUUUAGAUUGAAAAAAAUAAAUGUUUCCUUGGAAAA
Molecule: messenger RNA, 1219 nt
Organism: Pseudoliparis swirei
Lineage: Eukaryota; Metazoa; Chordata; Actinopteri; Perciformes; Liparidae
Gene: mbip
Product: MAP3K12 binding inhibitory protein 1
Exons: 9
Coding region: 5-1018 (337 amino acids)
Source: RefSeq, a predicted model, not a curated record